UCUCUCUCUCUCUCUCAUUUCAUUGAUCUAACCUCCAAAUCGUCCUUACGUAUACGUAUAACAUUCGAAAUGUGUAAUAUAUACCUAUACAUAUGAAAAUCGUCAUCUGCCAAGCCGGAGUAUCAAUCACUCCGGUGACCUCACGGCGCUUCUCUUUUUUCGAGCCUUUUUUGCUUUCGGAAUUGUUGCGCGACGUAUGCGUUUUGUGGUUGUGACGUGGGUCAGUCACCCGUAUAUACAAAAACUAGUUUCAGGAAGAGGAGCCGAAAAUCCCGCGGGAAGAAAAAAAAUUUCUUUUCAAUCUCAGCAACACACUGGUGGCAAAUUCGUCUGCUCUCUCAGCUGUGCGAAUCUCGUGGCAUUGAGUCAUCCGCGGUGAAAAAGAACAUCGUCGUGUCAGCCGCGGUAACGACUCUCUACACACAUAUACACGGCAAUUGGAACCUUUAGCGCGCAAAAAAUCAAUGCUCGUAUAUUAGUAGCAGCAGCGGCAGCUAUUAUUAUUAAUUUCGUCCCUGAACGCGAGGUAGAGAGAAUCUCUUGCGUUACCGUCGCGCGCGAUAACAAUCGCUCUUCUCGCGCGGAGCGACGAGAGAAAAACAUUCUGGCGGCCGUGAACGACGAUCAUCUCCGUUGAAAGUUCGAAUCGACCCAAAAAACACAGUAAUCGACUCCUUUCGACGAAUCCGCGAAAACACGUUAAUAGCUCUCUCGGAUCAAAGAUCGCAGAUUAGGCUUGCGCUUCGGCCCGGCUCUCGAUAUAUUAUAUACGUUAUAUCGGGAGCUCGAGAUAGCGCGCGUAUAAAGCCUAUCUGUCGUGCGUGAGCUCGACUUUCGUUCAGUCGUCGUCGCCGCCUCCUACUCGACGUACCUACUGGACACGGCACCUCCUCGUCAUCGUCGAGGCUGCUCUGCUCGUCGCCGGUCUAUAUAGAGCACGACACACAAACGAGCCGCGACAUUGGACUGCUUCGGAACACGUAUACACUCUGCACAAGAGUUGUUCCCAAGCUAAAAGAAUAAACUUUUUGGAAUAGAAAAAAAGAGUAAACGAUCGGCCAGCAUCAUGAUUGUCGAUGACAAACAAGAGAUGGACAACUUGUGGGUAACGGGUGCCGUAUCGGCGGUGAAGGCACUGUCGUACGUCUACGACCUCUUCACCUUCCCGGUCUACCUGAUCCUCCAGAGGCCAUGGGACAAGCGCAAGGCUUCUCGUCGAAUCAAGGCCAAGCCCGUGCAUAAGGACGAGCACUCGAUCCUCUACCGUAACAUCGACUCCAUCGGCCAGAUGCACGCCACACUCGUCCGCGAGAAGAUCGACACCCUCGAGAAGAUGCUCAAGUACGUCGCCAGUAUCCACGGCAACAAGCGCUGCCUUGGAACUCGACAAAUCUUCGCCGAGGAAGACGAGCUUCAGCCCAACGGCAGAGUUUUCAAAAAGUACAAAAUGGGCGAGUACAAAUGGAAGAGUUUCGUGGAGAUCGAGAAAUUGGCGACAACCGUCAGUCGCGGUAUGAAGGAGCUUGGCCUGACGGUCAAAAAGAACGUCGUGAUCUUCGCCGAGACGAGGGCCGAAUGGAUGGUUGCUGCCCACGCCUGCUUUAAGCAAAACCUCACGAUCGUCACUAUUUACUCGACCCUUGGCGAUGACGCUAUCGCCCACGGCAUCAACGAGACCGAAGUCGAUACCGUCAUCACGAGUUAUGAUCUGCUGCCCAAGUUCAAGAGGAUCCUACAAAAAGUACCUGAAGUUAAGAAUAUCGUUUUUAUGGAGGAUCAACUGAAGGAGGCCGAUGUCACUGGUUUCAAGGAGGGUGUACGUAUAAUUCCAUUCCAAGAAGUUGUCAAAGUGGGAAGUACCUCCACUGCUACGCUGACACCGCCGACCAGUGACGAUACCGCUAUUAUUAUGUACACGUCCGGUUCGACUGGUGUACCCAAGGGCGUUAUUCUUUCGCAUAAAAAUGUAAUUACUACCCUGAAGGGAUACUGUGAUGCCGUAGUUAUCGAGAACGACGAUGUCUUCUUGGGCUACCUUCCUCUCGCCCACGUUUUCGAAUUACUGUCGGAAAGUGUUUGUCUUCUGAAUGGUGUUCCCAUAGGAUAUAGUUCUUCCUUGACCAUGAUUGAUUCUAGUAGUAAAAUUCAGAAGGGUUGCAAAGGAGACGCUAGCGUUCUGCACCCAACUUGUCUGACGGCUGUGCCGCUCAUUUUGGACAGGAUCUCAAAAGGCAUUGCGGAAAAAGUGAAGAAAAGUGGACCAUUUAGACAAGCAAUCUUCAAUUUUGCAUACCAAUACAAAUUGAAAUGGACCAGGCGAGGCUACGAUACACCCAUUUUCGACAAGUUAAUUUUUGGAGCGGCAAAGCAGGUACUAGGAGGUCGUGUAAGAUUGAUUCUUACCGGUGGUGCUCCUCUUAGUCCUGAAACGCAUAUGCAAGUCAAGCUGUGCUUGUGCGUUACUGUCACUCAGGGUUAUGGAUUAACUGAAACAUGUUCCGGUGCUACUGUGAUGGAUCCUUACGAUAGGAGUUAUGGAAGAGUAGGUGCGCCUACAACAGUCUGCGAUAUUUGCUUGGAGAAUUGGGAAGAAGCUGGUUAUAGAGUAACGGAUGUUCCACACCCCAGAGGUGAAAUUAUUGUUGGUGGAGAUAAUAUUUCUGCUGGAUAUUAUAAACUUCCUGAUAAAACGAAAGAAGAUUUCUUCUUCAAAGAUGGAAAGCAAUGGUUUAGAACUGGAGAUAUUGGAGAAUUUCAUCCGGAUGGAGCUAUUAAGAUCAUUGACAGGAAGAAGGACUUGGUAAAACUUCAAUUUGGAGAAUAUGUGUCGUUAGGCAAAGUGGAAUCUGAACUGAAGACGUGCCAAUUAGUAGAAAACAUCUGUGUCUACGGAGACUCUAGUAAAAACUUUACUGUGGCUCUCGUUGUACCAAAUCAUCAUCACCUUGAAGAAUUAGCUUCGAGUAUAGGAGUAACAGCCACGUCAUUCGAAGAUUUGUGCAAUAAUUCACAAGUAGAAAAAGCUGUUCUGCAAGCGCUGGUAGAGCAUUCGAAAAAAUGCAAUCUUCAGAAAUUCGAAAUACCGGGAGCUGUGAAAUUGGUUACAGAAUCGUGGUCGCCAGAUAUGGGUCUUGUAACUGCUGCAUUUAAACUGAAAAGGAAAGCCGUACAAGAACGUUACAAGAACGAAAUAAGCCGUAUGUAUGCAUCGUGAUGUGAUUCAGAAUAACGUACAAAAAAAGCACAUAACAGAACUGAACAGGAUUUGUCUGAAAUUUUUGUUAAUGACGCUAAUCUUGCAAAAGAAUCUUAAACUGAAAUUAUGUUGCUAUUAUGAAAGAGAUCCUUGAUAUUUACGCACAAACGGAUAAAGUCUUUCAUGGUACAAUUAUGAACUUUUGACUAAAAUUAAGGAGAUUGUAAAAGGACAAAUUGAUAUCAAGCUUCCUCAGAUUUUACGAGCCGAUCCUUCAAGAAAGUAUUGAGCUCUGAUAAAAUACAAACACAUUUUUUUACACCAAAUGAAUAAAUCUAACAGAAUUGCAUGCCUACAUUUCCUGUAUCAUGUUGAAGAAAUGAGGUAUGAUUAUUUUCAAUGAAAUCUUAGCUAUAAAACAACGUAUGAAGAUCGUGUAAUGAAGAGCAAAUUACAGAUUACUUAAUUUGUAUUAUAUAUAAAUAUAUGUAUUAGACUAGCUACUACAUAUUAUAUGUAUUAUAAAGUAUCAUAAGUGGACCUAUUUUAUCAAUUGUAAACUACAAACAAAGAUCAUUAAAUACAGUUUUUAUAUUAGUUUGGAUUAUCAGAUUUUUAAUAAAUGAAAUAUCAUUGUACCAAAAAAAUAAACAAAAAUAUCGGCAUAAUGAACAAAAAUUAUUCUUGUUAAUAAGAGCUAUGUAUGUAAUGUACACUAAAUGUGAGCAACCGUUUUUAUUGUUGCAAAAUGAUGUAUAGAAUAAAAUGACUGUGUCAUUUUAGUUUUUAGAUUUUUAAAUUUUAAAUGAUUUACAGUGUAAGAGUUGAAAAUCGCGCACAUAUACAUGUAUAUUAAAAACGGUCAAGAAAAUGUUCUUGAAAAGUAUGACUGUGUAACUGUAAAUUAUAAAUUGCUUUAAUUUUAGAAAAACGUUGAAUUUUUUAAUUAUAACUUAAUAUUUUGAAUAUAAUGUUACAGAUUUGUAAAAUGGCCUACAAUUGUAAACUGGAAUGAUUGUUUAUGUGAAAUGCCUGAAAUAAACUUUUCAAAAA
This is a messenger RNA of Nasonia vitripennis (jewel wasp), 4249 nucleotides long. It is a transcript of the gene Acsl, whose product is annotated as long-chain-fatty-acid--CoA ligase 4. Gene Ontology annotation, cellular component: lipid droplet; plasma membrane; endoplasmic reticulum. The record is from RefSeq and is a predicted model, not a curated record. The transcript is spliced from 9 exons. Gene Ontology annotation, molecular function: palmitoyl-CoA ligase activity. Gene Ontology annotation, biological process: long-chain fatty-acyl-CoA metabolic process; long-chain fatty acid metabolic process; neuron differentiation. NCBI's taxonomy places the organism in Eukaryota, Metazoa, Arthropoda, Insecta, Hymenoptera, Pteromalidae. Bases 1067 to 3214 code for a protein of 715 amino acids.